This is a messenger RNA of Nomia melanderi (Alkali bee), 5734 nucleotides long. NCBI's taxonomy places the organism in Eukaryota, Metazoa, Arthropoda, Insecta, Hymenoptera, Halictidae. The record is from RefSeq and is a predicted model, not a curated record.
CCCCGUGAUCGAUGCGGACAUUUUUUUAACGACUGCUUUCCUGUAGCCAGUUAUUACCAUCCUACCAUUGAAAUACAUUAAAAUUUAUUCUCCUUCAUACUUUUAUAUAAAAAAUAAAGAUUAUUAAGAAUUUAUUUCUUUGUUUGAUAUUUCAAAAUAGAACAACAGCAACUUUCAUCUAUUGUUGAAACUAAAAGAUCAUGUAAAAAUUUGAUGAAUAUUCUUCGAGUGUGUUGCAUUUUUGCAACUAUCGAAUUGAACAUUAACUUAAAGUGCGCAAUAGAACUUCAGGUGUAACAAAGUUAAAAGUAAAUAUAAAAUUUCUUUUACAGAAAUAAAAUUCAUAUGAAGAAUCUAGAGAAACAUUGUUAUAUGUAAUACAUUUUUGGAAAAUAUAUUUAGAUUUUAGUAAUAAAAUUAUUGUGUGAAUCGCAAUAUGGCGGACAGGAAGUAAUUGCUUCGAGAAAUAUUAUUAAAACAUACAAAAAAUAAGGACUUGUAGGUGUUUUGCUAGAUUAUAUACUUUAAUGAUUAAUGGUUCUAUUGAGCCAUCGAUGUCGUCACUUCCGUGUUCACGGCGUUGCCAAAUCGACCAUUGUUUCGUUCUCACGAAGCAAACCCUUCUGCGGUUAGUGUUGUGCCAGUGGGUCGUUUCGCGACGGUUAAAAUAGUUGUGUUGCGUCGCGAAGUGGAGAAUUAUGACAAAUACGAUAAAAAAUAAGAAGCGACUGCCUUGUGCAUUCGUUAAAUAACACGUAUACUAUUACGCAAGGUGAAGACCAGCCUGCCAACUAAACUUUAAAAGUAAAACCCACCGAGAUUUCUUGUUGAAAAAAUUAGCUGAUGUGAAUUGAACACACCUUGAAAUACAGAAAAUUGAAAGAGAUAAACAGUGAGAAAAAGAAAAUAUUAGUAAUAUGCAGCGGAUGUGCUUUAUAGAGAACAAAAACGAGGAGCAAUUCAAGCAGCUUGAGGUACCACGUGAGACUAACUUCGUAGAGGUGGCGACUGAGGAGACAUCAGACAUGAGGGGAACGAAACGAGACUGGAUUUUUAGAGUACAGGUGCGCAAGCUAGAAAAAAAUGAAGUUUUGUACGUGGUGGGUAAUUUACCUGAGUUGGGUGCUUGGAAUCACAAUCAAGCAAUUCAGAUGUCGCAAGAACAUGGCAGUCAAGAUUCUCCAAUGUUUUUCGAUGGUAAUGGUAGUAGAGAAUUCUAUAAUGAUGACGCAGGGGACAUGUUUCGUGAUGAUGAUAAUGAAGGAGGCCAAAUAUUUUCACAAAAGGUUUCGCUUCCCAUUGAUGCUGACAUAGAAUUCCGAUAUUUUGUUGCUGUGAUCUGUCAAUCUAAUGGUACUAAGAAUUCUGCCAAAACUCUUAUUAUUCGCAGAUGGGAAACAUACAUGAUACCUCGUCUUAUUAAGAAAAACAUACCCAGUAAUUUUACUCAAGACUCAUUGCCAGAUCCAGAUAAGUUUGGGUGCUACAAUGGUUACUGUAAAAUUGAACGGGGAUGGUUAACAGAUGAAACUGUGAUACAAUUUAAGCUAUUUGAUAAUCCAAUUAAGUUAUGGAAAAACCGAUUACAGAAUAGGAAACUUCACAUUAAAAUGACACCUGUAAAUCUAGUUAGACAUAAUUCCUUAGAGUUACAACAAUUUGGAGGGGAUUGUGUAGACGAUAGUCUUUCUAUGGAUACACAAGAUAUUAUUGAUCAACCUGCCUUUAGUAUUACAGAAAUCGCGGUAAUGAAUGAUGAAGAGGCCCGCUUCAAGAUUCAAGAACAAUUCGGCCGAGCUUAUAAUGAAGAUGACUUCAUUGUUUUCAAUGUUGCUGUUCGAUAUCCUGAAACUGUUGCAUACCUAGUGGACUACUACGUGUACAGCUCAAGGUGUUUCCCAGGAGAACCACCAAGUCAUAUCGGUUUUAGCUACAUCUUGCCUAGCACAUUGCAAUCUAGUGUUGGCCUCUUAACAGUACCAAUUACAAGUACAAAACACAGACCAAUUGGACAACUCACGGUGGAAUAUGUUGUAAUAAAAUCAAUUCCCGAUUAUCCAUGGGAUAUGAGUAUUUCAUAUGCGAAACAUUGGGAACAACGGUGGUCUGGCCUGGAUGUCGGACACAGAGGACUGGGUACAUCUUUUCAUACAAAAAAUUGCGCUAAUGUACGCGAAAACACAAUAGCUUCUUUGAAAACAGCAUCGUAUCACGGCGCUGAUAUGGUCGAAUUUGAUGUCCAAUUGUCUAAAGAUCAUAUACCUGUUAUUUACCAUGAUUUUUAUGUUUCUAUUUCUUUGAAACGUAAAAAGCAGAUAGAAGCUAUGGACAUGCUGGAAAUACCUGUUAAGGAUCUCACAUUGGAGCAGUUACAUUUAUUAAAGGAUUUUUAUUACCCGGGAGACUCGUUGGGUAAGGUGCUGUAUUUCGUUGAUAAAGCUGAACAGGGGGUUACCCAACUGGUUUAUCAUGUGGCUGAAGGUCGAGAAAAAAAUCCAAGAUUUUUCGAUGAGGAUUUAGAAGAUCACCAACCUUUUCCUACACUGAAAACCGCGUUACAAGAAUUAGAACAACACGUCGGGUUUAACAUCGAAAUUAAAUGGACUAUGCAAUUGAAGGAUGGCACCUUCGAACUUAACCAUCCCUUUGAUCUCAAUAUGUAUUUGGACAUAAUACUCAAAGUUGUGCUAGAAUAUGGAGGAAACAGAAAAAUUGUUUUCUCAUCUUUUAAUCCAGAUAUUUGUGCCAUGAUUCGUCUGAAACAAAACAAAUACCCGGUAGUAUUUUUAACACAAGGGAUCACCUCGAAAUAUCCUACUUAUCAUGAUCCGAGGUGUCAGACAAUUUCAAUGGCUGUUAGACAUGCAUUGGCUGCUGAUAUCUUAGGAAUUAAUGUCCAUACAGAAGAUAUUCUUAGGGAUCCAUCUCAAGUUAAAUUUGUAAAGGAUGCUGGAUUGAUCAUUUUUUGCUGGGGAGAUGAUAAUAAUGAUAAGGCUACAAUUCAACAUUUGAAGAAACUCGGAUUGCAUGCAGUCAUUUAUGACAAAAUUGAUGAGUAUAACGCAAAAGAAGUCAAGGAGAGCAUAUUCUUGGUUGAUGCUAGAGAAAAUCAGAAAGCCUUGAUUGCUUUAGCACAUUGCAAUCAAUCUUGUCCACCUCAACCUCAAAUAACUAAUUCCCUCAAUGCAGAAAAGGAUUACUACAUGGACGUCGAUAAAUCGCGAAACAUUAUUACAACCUCAUCGGGUACAACUUCGCUUGCAUCUUUUGGUAAGAAUACUAAUGGUGGCGAUAAUAUAUAUCCCAUGUCAACUGUUAAAUUACCAAGUACAUGUGACCAUCAGGAGAGCAAAGAGAUCAGUGAAGUGGCAAAAGAUUUUAGCAUUUGUGCGAAAUCUUUCGGCCAUUCGUCGAAAGCUAAAAGCAUAGUUCAUGGACAAACGGCUGCGAUAACCGAGAUUUACGAAGAGGAUGAGUCUGCAAAGGACUGUCUUUGAUGUUUCUCCUUUAAGAAGCCAUUUCUGUCUUGGUUUUAAUGCAGAAGAGAUUCUCUAGGAAAGGACCUAUCACAAACGGGAGAAGAAAAUGGAAAUAAGCCUUUUGUAAUUCAUAAAUUACUACAAUAUUUACAUGAAAGGAGUUAAAUAAUUUAAAAUUUCUGUACAGUCCUAGGAUCCGCAAAAUUGGAUCGUCUUACCGGCCAUUACUUAAAUUGUAUACUUACAUCCUGUAUAUAAUGCACAAAAAAGUUGAACGAUUGCAUAUUUCACAUCAUUUUAUCAUUCUUGUGAUCGAUCGACUUGAUUGUUCAUUUUAUAAUUACAUCUUGUUUAAAACUUUAUAUAAUGGCCUUUUCUUAAAAUAUUAAUUGAUUCUGAUGUUAAUUAUGAAAAAAGAUUUUAACUCCUGUUACUCUGCCUGUGGUAGGUAAAUAUUGAAGUUAUAAGUUUUUAGUACAAAUACCCUUAUAUUUUAAUUUAAUUUAUAAAAGUAUCACUGUUCUGUAUUCCUUGCUUAAAAAUUUGAAAAUUAAUUUAAGAAACAAAUUGACAGUGAAGCAACAUUAAAGAAAAAUGUAUGACAUUAUGAGUAUAUAUCUUUUUUUUAUAAAUUAUUCAGAAAAUAAACAGAAAAUAGGGAUUACCUUCAACAGCAUGAAACAUUGACAAAGCUGCAGGGUAACUAUUUUUAGUAGACAUGAAACAUUUCACGUUUAUUUAUUUAUGUCUGAAACUAUUUUGUAAUAUAAUAUUCUUAAAACUAAACCACGAAAAGAAUAGAAAAAUGUUUCAUCGCUAAAUGAAAGAUCUUUACUAAAAGGAUCGCCUUUUCGUCCAUAUUAAAUAAUAUGGUAUUGUUAAAAUUCAUUUAUAUACAGAAGUAAGUUUCUAAAAUAUUUACCAGAUAUCUUUAGUGAAGCAAGAAAAACCAUAAAAUUUUUUAAAUACAUACUUACUUUAUAGGUGAAAUUCUGACCUGAAUUUCGAUGUCGAUUAUUCUUGUAAUAACUGCAUCAGUGGAAAAUCAAGUAGCAUGCAAAUAUCUUUUCAGAGUUUUUAACAGAGAAGAUAAUUUAUAUCACUAUACCGCAUUGGUAGUAUGCUAUAUAAUUAAAAAAGGGAGCGAUUGUAUCAAUCGUUAAGAUUCAGGCAAUAUAUUAAGCAUCUGUUAAUGGUUUAAAAAAGUAUGCCACGAAUAUGUUAAUGGAUCAUGUGUGAUGUAAUUACACGGAUUAACGUGCUUAAAACAGAGCAAUUGCUAAUUUUUUCUAUUGUCAUAGAAGCUAUAUAUUAUAAUAAACCAAUGACGGAUAUUAAUUGGUUCAGUAUGUUUACAACUAAUACAUUCGUAGAAUUUUGCAAAUUCCGAUACAUAGGUUAAUGCGUUAACAGUCUCCAAAUGUAUACUGAUAAACAUCAUAUAUAUUUCAGAUUUAUAAUCACGUGUCUCUUUUUAUCUUUCCCUAUUAAUAAUGAUAAAUUAAAUGUGCAAGAAGUACAUAAUUAUAAAUUAUGCGAUAAUCAAUCGACUUUUUGUAAAAAUUCUACAUAUAUCGACGUACAUAUGACAAUUUAAGUAAGAAAUAAUAUUUUUGCAUUUGCAUUUCAAGCUUUUAAUUUAAUUACUGAGAGUACCUGACUUAAAAGUAGUUUUUCAAUGUAAUAUAUGGUUAACACAUUAUGAGUCGUUUACAUUACAAUACAAUAAACAACUGAGAAUUUUAUAUGUCUACUUUAUUCGUAAUAUUAACUUGAAAGAGAAUGAGUACUACUACGUAUUCUAAAUUUUUCCAAAUCCCAUUAAAAUAUUACGAAUAAUAAAAACUUAAUAAAAGAAUUACACGAUACUACAAAUGUGUAAUUUCGAUCAUGAUAUUUUGAAAUUUUUUAAUUCAAAAGAAUUUAUAAAAAAAUGCGAUCAUAAUGUGAUAACAGUAACAGUUUCCAAAUUAAAAACUUAUCUUCACGACAUCAGUCAUUUAAAAUGUAAGUGUAACGACUGUUGUAAUAAUAUUUAUUUGCGCAAUAAAAAUUAAAUUAAUAGCUAUUAAAAACCUAUAUUAGGGAUUAUGGAAAAUAUUACCUUUUGAAAAUGUGCAUUCUUAAGAAAAUCUUUUGCAUACCGCACUUUAAGGCUGAGUUUAUUAUAAUAAGCUUGGCAUAGGAUAAAUUUCACAAAGAAGUUCAGUUUUUCAUCAGAUUUCAAUUUUUACGAAUAACUCAUAUGAGACUAU